GUUUGGAUGAAGAAGAGCUGGGAAGAAAACUCUAUUCUGUUAUGUGGCCCUUCUCUAAAUGACGUUAUUUGAAGCAACAGAAAAGAGAAGGUGGAGGAAACUACACAUUUUCUUUCCCUUUUAUCUCAGAAAGGGGACUCUUUUGGGGGAAAGGAACAGAAAAAAAGAAAAAAAUCCUCACCAUUUUGUUUCUUUCUCUUUCUCUAAGGAAGUGACAAGAAAGUGACGUUGUGCGAAGAGAAAACAGCAAACGAGAGAAAGUUAUUCGUUUUCUUUCUCUAAGGUGACGUGUUCGAGACAAAGAAAACGGGAGAGACUCUGGAGGGUGGAUGGGUGAGGGACGGCGCGAGGUGGUGAUGGCGGCAGCGGUGACUGUGCAAGUGGAGGGCGGUGGAGGUGGUGGAUCGUGGUGAUGACGUAGGUGAAGAUACGUUCAUAGAAAACGGACUGUGGAUGUGUUUUUCAGCAACUUAGUCUCAUUGUGUUGGUGAAAAAGGGAGAAAGAGAGAGAGAGAGAGAGAGAGACAAUAUUACAUCAACGAAUUGUCUUGUUGUCUGGAAAGAUUAAGAAUAUGCAUAAAUAAAAAGUGGUAAAGAAUAAGAAUAUAAAAGAAAAUAAUAUACAAGAAUGUUUUACUUGAUUAUUUGAAAAGAUAAAUGUGUCUAGAGUUGAAACAGAAGAAAUGAUGAGUUUUAGUGAAAUUGAAAGUAAGUAAAGAAGGAAAAGCAAAAGAGUUGAACAUUGACCUCAUACUGACAUGUGAGAUAAGAAUAGAGAGGACUGACAUGUAAGACAGGAAGAAAGAGAGAGAUAAAGAGGAAAAUAAGAAAGCUCUAAUGAUUAUUCAAGAGGAACCAACAUGUCCAGGAAGAAAAGAUUUCUGAUACAUUGAAAAAAAGAAAGUUUCAAAUAGACAAAAGAAUUCAUAAGUAGAAAAAAAGUAAAUAAGCGACUCACGAAACAAAAAGAAGGAAAAAAGACAGUAAAUAUAGACUUUCAAAAGAACACGAACAUAACAAGAAGAAGAACAGUAAGCUUAGAGAAGUGAAUCCUUUUACAAUACAGAAAGGUGGCAAGCGGCUCACCACCACCACCACCACCACCACCACCACCAAAAGAGUACUGGUUCUCAAGGGGGUUGUAAGCUCCCUGCCCCCCAUCCCUCCUCCUCCCUCCCUCACCAUGACCUCCCUCACUUCCCCGCUACUCACCCUGCUCAGCGCUCUCUUCUCCCUCACCCUCGGCUACUCCUCCGUCUUGGGUGAGGAGCCCUUCAUUACCUGGGGACGAGCCAACACCAACACAGCUUACUUCGAUGACACCACUCCGACCAAUGUGACUGCCGUGGUGGGCCAGCAAGCCAGUCUGCCCUGCCAAGUGCUCAACCUCGACAAAAAGGAUGUGUCGUGGAUCAGGCAGCGGGACCUUCACAUCCUCACCGUUGGCAUUUACACCUACACCAGCGAUGACAGGUUCAAGGUACAUCAUCCAGAGGGCAGUGACGAGUGGUACCUGAAUGUUGACCCUGUUACCUUUCGAGACGCAGGUGUGUACGAGUGUCAGGUGUCCACAAGCCCUAAGAUAUUCCUCCCUGUGUUGCUCACUGUUGAAGUUCAGCAGGCACGCAUCGACGGGCCCCAGGAGGUGUACAUUCAGAGUGGCUCCACCAUUAAGCUCACCUGUCUGGUCAACACGCACUCAGACAACGUAGGUGCCGUCACGUGGUACAGAGACGGGCACGAGCUGGACUACGAUUCGCCCAGGGGCGGGGUGAGCAUUGAGAUCGAGAAGACCCCCACCAGGACCACUUCCAAGCUCUUCCUGACGCGUGCGGUGAGGGACUCGGGAAAUUACACCUGUGCCCCUAAGUUCGCUGAUGCUGCCUCUGUCUUGGUGCACGUAGUCAAUGGCGAAGAGUCAGCCGCCGUGCACACCGCAGCAGCAAAGGGCAUCACUGCAGACCUGUGGGUGGUGGCUCUGUUUCUGAUACUGACCCUGUGUCCCUCCAUGCUCAGGUGACCUUCCUUCCCACCACGGAUGGAGUAGUGUGGAGGAAGGCUAAGGCGCCGGUCAUCUCUUCCACCACCACCACCAACACCACUAUCAUCACCACCGUCACCACCACCAGUACCAUCACAACUACUACUACUACUACUACUACUACUACUACUACUACUU
This is a messenger RNA of Portunus trituberculatus (swimming crab), 2179 nucleotides long. Its product is annotated as hemicentin-1-like. The record is from RefSeq and is a predicted model, not a curated record. Gene Ontology annotation, biological process: synapse organization. Gene Ontology annotation, cellular component: neuron projection membrane. NCBI's taxonomy places the organism in Eukaryota, Metazoa, Arthropoda, Malacostraca, Decapoda, Portunidae.